UUUUGUUUAUUUUAAUUACACGUGCUUACGUUUAAUAGCGAUUUUACGUCAUAAUUUAAAAAGAUAACAUAUUGUGAUUGUUAAAGUAUUUAGCUAAGGUCACUCGCAGAAAAAAAAAUGAAACUAUAAAGAAAAAAAUAUGUUUGGAUGAUUCGACCUUAAAGCCCCCCCUCUCUCUCUUCCCUCGUGAAUCAAUUACUGUCAAUUAUAUUAAGAUGCAAAGAACAGCUGCACCUUUAGGUUACAUUAUUGAGAGUUCUCCAACAACAGAUUAGGGCUUAUCUUUGAAUACCAGAAAGCACUCAUCAAGAAGAGGUAUAGCUCAGUAAAGUGUUAUGGAAUAAGUACGUUAGUUUGAAGGUGAAAUUAAUUUAUAAUUGAACUUAGCAAUUUAACAGCUGGAAAUCCCAAAUUUAUAGCGAUUAGCGAAAUUGUUAGGUUAAGUAUGAAGCCAGAAAACAAUGUAGAGAAGUACUACCUCCUCCCGGACGAAGACGGCGCGACGCUAGUCGUCAACAAUCGCAAAAGAGGCGAAGAACCGGACAUCCAAGUCCUCAGGAAGUUCGAAGAGAUAGUGUGUCAAGAAGAAGACCAUGUCCUAGAUACUUACCUCGAUGUCUUUCCGGAAGAGGCAAAGCUGAAGGUAGCCCUGUUCGAGGAGAUGUUGAGGUCCAUGCCAUCCUGGAUGGAGAGCAUCGAGCCGUGGUUCAAAGAUCUUUGCACGAUGGCUGCCGUCGGUAUCAACCUCGACAAGACGUUGAAGACCCCGCAGGAGAAGUCGGUCUUGAUGUGGCUCUUGCUGGCCCUUUCAGAACCGAAGAUGAGGAAGCUUCAUGAGAGUUCCCUCCCAGCUCUGCUAGAGCUGACUGCAGAGGAGGCGGAACUGCUUCCGAAGAAGGGGUUCCUCUUGGAGUACGGCGAAUGCAGGACCAACGAUGUGAGCUACGGCUUCCUCACCGCGCCGCCAGGUGAGAUCUUAGCGCUCUUGUAUAACUUCGGCGAGGCUGGUCUAGGCAGAUGCUUCAGCAAGUCGCUUGUGCAAGCCAUGCUGGAGGAGAGCGGGACUUUCGCUCUUUCGGGAGAGUCCUUCCCCAGAUAUAGGUGCGUCCUGAUGGUGGAGUUCCUGAGCCACCCGGGCGUGGUGCCCGUGGAGGAGCUGCGGGAGAGGUCAUCCUGCUCCGGGCUGCUCCAGAACCCCGGGCUGCACCGAGUGGCCGACACCAGCCAGGCCAGGAUCAUGGCGGUCCUCCUCUUCGACACCGAGGCCAUCCUCCACCUCGUCAGGAACAAGAGCGAGCUCCUCACCACCGCGCUCUGGCUGGUCAUCGUCACCCACUGCGUGUACUUCAUCUACCGGCUCAAGAUCUUUCAUCGCUAACCGCUCUCUAUCAGUUGUGUAAUAAAUAUACACACUCAUGACUAUCAUUGUAUUAUUUCUUUAGUGAUAUUAAUAUUUAUAAAAAAUAACUCAGUUCAAAUUAAAAAUAUUUG
This is a messenger RNA of Nezara viridula (southern green stink bug), 1491 nucleotides long. The record is from the annotation of a GenBank genome assembly. Lineage: Eukaryota; Metazoa; Arthropoda; Insecta; Hemiptera; Pentatomidae.